Messenger RNA from Mizuhopecten yessoensis (Yesso scallop), 3436 nucleotides. RefSeq names its product amyloid protein-binding protein 2-like. Gene Ontology annotation, biological process: intracellular protein transport; regulation of apoptotic process. Gene Ontology annotation, molecular function: protein binding. Lineage: Eukaryota; Metazoa; Mollusca; Bivalvia; Pectinida; Pectinidae. The transcript is spliced from 9 exons. The coding region runs from base 111 to 2549 and encodes 812 amino acids. The record is from RefSeq and is a predicted model, not a curated record.
UCGGACAUAAUUCUACUUCCGUUGAAAAAAAACAUGGCCGAUUAUUCCUGACAACAAAGACGUCAGGGGACAGAUCGCUUUGUAUUUUUGCAAAUUUGCGACGGAUUACCAUGUCAGUCUACAUUCGGAAAGACACAUUUAUCUUAUCUGAUCAAAAAAGUACAGACACCAUGUCAGGAAUUGACAGACAAAAUGUGAUGAGACUACGUAUCAACAGAAUAGCUUUGGUCCAGGAACUGAAGAUCGAUCACAUUAUUGGAACUCUUAUAGAACAUAACUUAAUAAACAAUAAUGACCAGAAGAAAAUUGGACAUGGUACUACACAUGCAGACAGAGCUCGUAUUCUCAUAGAUUUACUGCCCUCAAAAACAAGCAUCCCUGAAUGGUAUAGUCUAUUCCGUGAUGCUAUGUUGAACCCAGAUGCUGGCCCAGAGGUCAGAAAGAGGUAUCGGUCUCUUGUGGAAUUCCUUGACAACACUGUGAUACACCGCCCAACAUCACAAGCUACAAAGUUUAGUGAGACAAUGGACAAAAGGAGGCUCCCUCACUAUGAACCUGUCCCACCCAUCAUUAAAGAAAAUAAGAACCAGUCCAACCCCCAAAAUGUCCUCAACCUUGAUGAUGAGAGACGGGAGGCACCUCCAGACCAAGAGAUGGAAAAACAGACAAAGGACAUGAUACCAGAGAGAGGGGACAAAUCAACUCCCUGGAAUCAAGACAACCAGGACUCUAUGACCCUUAUCAAAGGUUUUUUCCAACAGUGGGUGCCUACUCCAGACAACUUCAGGUCACUACUCCAGGUUCCUGAGGAUCAUUUCCAAGCUCUUCAAGAGUCGACCCACCCUGAUGACAAAGCACAGCUAGCCUUAGAGACAAAAGCUUUAGAGAAAAUAAGGAAACUGGAACUAGUUGCAGUACUGGCAAGGAGAAAACAGCUUCCACAGGGAUUUGAACUCUGCAUGUGUGAUGUGGUACAUGAAAUUUUGUUUGACUCAGAAAAUUAUCACCUGUUUUUUAAAUACAUUAAAAACCUUCAAGAUUCAGAGGUACAUUUGCUCAGUGACAUUGUGGAUUCUUAUUCUUCGGUAAUGCAAGCACUAGAUCCAUCAAAAUCAGGCGAUGACACAAAACAGGCAAUCAAACUGGGUUAUCACCUGAUAGACUUCCUUGCAGAGUUUGGAUAUUUCAAGGAAGCAGAGCUCAUCAUGGCUGUUCUCCUAGUGGUUCUCAACCAGACAGACAACAUGGAAACAUGGAUGACCAAAUACAAAGGGUUCGUGAAGCUCAUGAGGCUACGAAAUAUGAAUUACAAUUUCAGUGGAUCAUACAGUGCCUACUCCCUGGCCACUGAGAUGAUGUGGAAGAUCAAAAUGAUGUCAUUUGGACAGGAUCUGAUACCAAAGGCUGAGUUGUAUAAUGAGAUCUGUCAGAUGAUGUUGGAGAGAGGAUCAGUGAAUGCUGCCUUUGGUUGGGCACAGAAAGCUCUGAAGGAGGUGCAGGAGACUGACACAGUGAAUGUUAUCAACAUCCUAUGUACAGCUGUGGUAGCCUACAGUGCUAAGUGGCAGGUAAAGCGCGCCGAGCAGCUGGCCAUACAUGCCGUUCAGCAGGCCAGAUCCAUGUUUGGACCAAGACAUCCCUUGUACCUGAAGGCACUCCUUGCUUUCUGCCAUUUCUCAAAUGAGUUUAAACAAGACCAGGCUGGCCUUGAUGUUGCUCAGCAUGCACUAGAGGUAGCCCAGAAGAUCUAUGGCUGUGACAUGAUAAUGACUGCCCUGGCCCACCGUGCUGUGUGUAAGGCCUUGCUGGUCCUUCAGAAGUUUGAUGACUUCAAUUAUGACAACCAUGCUAAUGAGGGAUUGAGAAAAGCACGGAUUCUCCUCAGGGACAACCAUCCCAUGUUAUACCUCUUCCUCCAUACAGCAGCCACAGCUCUCCAGUGGAAAGCUCUUCACUCCUCAAAGGAUAUGAUGAAUGCAACACUGACAUUAGCCGAGACAGAGGCUAAGAUCGCCAUCAGUAUAGUUGAGGAAUACUAUGGUGAAAUCAGUGUGAGGGCUGCCCAGAUGAAUUCCUUACUUGGGCAGAUCUACUCCAAGAUGGACAGGCUACAGGAUGCCGAGAAGAUGCUCUACAAGAGUGCUAUGUGUUUCAAGCUGUGUUUGAGCCCCAACAGUAACUUCCGCUUACUGUCUAUGGCUACCCUUGGUACUUUCUACAAGAUCUUUGACAAGCCAAAGGAAGCUAUCCUCAUGUUCAAUGAUGUCAUCACCAAUAUAGAACCAUGUGGAGUUUACCUGAAAUGGGUUCAUGUUUGCUUUGAGCACCUAGUGAGUACACUACAGUCUAUCAACUUGAACAAGGAGGCUGAUGAGGUACAGAUUAAGCUGUCCCAGUGGUUACGGGACCACCCAGUGUAUGAUCAUGUUGUCACUGUUGAAGACCUGCAGCAGAAACCACAAGCCUUUGCUCGCUUCCAGGAAGACUUCAACAUCUGGGAGAAACGUACCAAGAAGAUUUUAGACAUGGUACUGAACAAAGACAAAUAAACCAAAAUCUCAGGAAACAGUUGAUUAAAAACUGCCUGUGAUGAAAAUAUAACACUUUAAAUACCUUUAACUUUGACUGAAAAGACUUUUGAUAAAAAAUAAGCCAAAUAAAAUCAUAUUUCUUAUUACAGAUAUGACUAUCUGAAAUUAACUCUAUUUGCAAUGACAUAUAAAUCUUUAAAUUAUUAUAUAAAGCAGAAUAUGAGUUUAAGCCAUAGUAAUGGAAGUUGGCAAAAUCAUAUUCUUUCAAGUAUUUAUAGUCUUCAAUUCAUUACCUGAUCAGAAAUAUUUUUCUAUGUGUAGCAUAAAGUACUAUAAUCUAGUAACUGGUAAAACCAUUUCUUUCAAGUUUAUAUGGUCUUCCAGUGAAAACUUGAUGAAGUAUAAUUUUCCACUGCCCUGUUUUGGUAUAUAUUAAUCGUAACAAGUGAAGCUCCUUAAAUCUGAGUCUUGCCUUGUUCCAGAGGUAGUUGGUUUGAGCAAUUUGUAUGAAAACAAUUUUUCGGUGUGGAACAUUAUUCUGUAUGAAACACAAGAUAAAACUUGACCUACUUGAAUAAUAAUCCAAAAUAAUAGUUAAUGAGGGAACUUUGGAUGAAGUGACAGACAAUGCUGAAGAAACAUUCCUAAGUACUCGUGUGUUGGGGAUGGCAACUGUAACCGUAGUUCACAGUUUACUCAAUUCCCUUCUAGAAUAGACAUCCUCUGAAGAUCUGUUCAAAGGUUUUAUUUUUCUUGUGAACAGACACUAUUUUCCACGUGAACUUUAAUUACAGCUUAGUAAAGAUCAUUACAAACCCUUAAGGUGGGCAAGGCAUUACAUUAUAUAUACUGGUACAUUAAUAAUAAUAAUAAUAAUUUGAGGUUCUUAUAUACUGCUUUAUCAC